UUUGAGCGCAAGUUCCAUCUGUCAAUCAGGCACUUUUUCCCAACUACGUGCAUCCUUCAAACUGAUUUAUCCUCGUUGCCGUCUAGAGAGUUGAAUUCUCAUAAUUUUGCCAACUAAACAAGUUCAUCGUCUUAGAUCGCGUUCGCAAACGCUUCGGGGCUCCGAUAUUGUCGUCCUCAUCUCCGGCCGCUUCGCCCCGCUUUGCCCUCGCACGCCUUCCAAAGAUCACUCACCUCUUCAAUCGCGAUCGAUCGUGAACGACGCCACCAUCAUGCCCUUCUCUGCAUCGGCCGGAGAUAGUCUCGACGAAGCCGUGGGCUACCUUGAGGCCCGCUCGCCGCCUCAUAACCACCCACUUCACCGAAGCCAGAUUCCUCUCUGCCUCCUCGAAGUUUCCUUCCAACAGUCCGUCGAAGAUCGACGGGUUGGAGCUCCGUCCCUAUCUAGUCUGGUCUUUUAUUCUUCUGUACACCGCAUUCUUUGAUUUGUUUCUGAUGGUUGAGAAUUGUCUUUGGCCUACUUGUCUGGUGGGCGAUGUCUUCUGAGGAUGAUGGGAUAUAGCGAAGAUGGCGUUGGUGAACUGCGAGCUCUUGCUGAAGAGCUUGAUUAGUUCCUAUUGAGCUUGCUACUUUGCAUUCUGUAAAUGUUCCUCUGAUAGCAUUGCUGCCUCUUAGGAAUUGGAUCAAAUAACCAGGUGGUGUCUCUCUUGUGGAGCUGACACUUUCAAUACUCCUCCAGAGGUGGCAGAUCUGUCAGGCUGUGUCCCUGUUGCAUCAAAGUUGAUUGCAGAGAUCAAGCCUCGGUAACUCAUCCUUCUUAUUACCUUUACUUCAUUUGAUUAUUUAGCAUCUGUGCUAUCUGCAGUGACACAAAUCCCAGCUUUAACUCAAAAUAUUUAUGGAUGAGCAGCAAGAGGUUCGAACGAGUAUUCUUCAUUCCUCGAGUAAUUCCGAUGGUAUAAAAAGCAUGUGUAGGCAUCUAGGAAGUGUAAUACAUCAUGUAAUACAUCUACAUGGAUCUUUCCUACCAACGUGGUUCCUUUUGGGUUAUAUUGUUAGUCAACUUAAUGGCUUUCAUAUCCCUUUUAUGUUGUUUUGAAUAAAUUUGUCUCAAGUCUUUCUAUUCUCGCACCACGAGUCCUAAUUAAUUCAUGUUGUCUAAGUAAAUCGACUAUAAGUUGGCUUUGGACAUGUUUAUGCCAUUUUAAUGGGUUUCUCUUAUUUCAUCUUCGACCGGGGCUACACAAUUGUUCAUGAACAUAUAUGUUUCUUAUACCAUCUUUUCUCAUAUUCUUGAUUAUCUAUGCCAGUAUUCUGAUCUCGUCACUUCUAACUUUUCGUGCAUGUUGGUUUCUGACUAUCUCACAUUUCAAUGAACAAAACACGACCAACCUUACAAUUGUUUUAGAAAAACUUCCUCUUAAUCCACAUUAUCAUAUAAAACUCUGGCAGUGCUUCCUCACAAUGUUCAUAUUAUUUAACGCUUUGGAUAAUAUCUUGAUAAAUCUUUUCUUCCUUCUAAGUUAUACAUCCUGACCAGCUGUUCUAACCUUGUAUGUAUCCCUGAUACUGGUGUCAAACUGACAAAUCUGAUUGUUUAUAUAUAUGAGCAGUCUUCAAGAGAAGAUUUCAGAAAGUUUCUUGGAUUAAUAAUGAUGAAUGCUGAUAGACUCUUAUUAGAGUCAAUGCAGAUAGAAAUGAUGAAUGCUGGAGUGGAUUUCUACUGGACUGCGAUGGCUCUUUUGAUGCUUUGUCUGGCUGUGCAGGUAUCAGUUACACCUUGUGGGAUGCUAAACAGUGGCCAGCAGCUGUGGGCUCUGCGUGCAGAAAGGCAAUAUCGCCAAUUCAAUCAGAGGGGGCUGCUAUUCUUACUGGACUGCAAGCUGCAAAGGGGAGGGGCAAAUUCAGAUCAGGAUCAGAUCCGAUGGUCUAAACCUUGUUCACAUGACUGGUCAUCAGCCUGUCACUUGAAAGCUUUGGUGAAUGAUAUUAAAACUUUGGUUCCUGGAUUCAAUUUAGCUGAAUUUAGGCAUGUAUCUGGAGAGAAACUUACUGCUGUAUAUAACAUGGCAAACCUUGGCAGCAGUUUUGUUUUAACUUGUUCCAAGUUAUUUAAGAAAUACAAGUUUUCCUUUUUCCAAAAAACAUAAAACAGGUUUCUUGGAUUGACUGCUGUUGGAAACGAAAGAUAAACAAGGUCUGUUUCUUCAGAAUUCUGAUUCUACACUCUACAUGCUUGGUUUGUAGAUAGAUGUAGUACUAUAUUUUACUUUCUUUUCUUUUGUUCAGAUGCAAUGUUUUGUUCUUUGUAGCUUUUACAUUUACCUGUUUUGUAUUGAACUUGUCUGCAUCAAUUGAUUUAUGGUCAGCGUUCUUCAUAAAAUAUGAGCCAUACUGUUAUAUUAUCAUAGUUAUACAACACUAUAGUCAAUCGAUCUUGUAUGGUGAAAUGCCAGUGUUUACUGUUCAUCUGCAAAAGCAAUACAUCUGAGUUGUAUUGUUGUUUCUUAGUACUGCCAUCUAUCAUAACCUGUGACCACACCUGAAGUAUGUUAUGGUUGUUUGAUGCUAGGCUUUUGAACCAUUCGCUGCUUAAGGAAGGAUUCAACCAGCGACAGGAUCAAACAAUCUUUGGAAUGGCCAAACUGCAGCAGAGGAGUGGUUGACCGGAGUUGGCCCGCCACGGCCUCUGGAUGUCUGUCCAAUGAUGAGGCAGGUAUUUGGGCAAGUAAGGAAAAGGGAGUCGUCAAGGUUCUUGCAGCACAACAAACAAGGAAGCGUGGGCACGUGUACGACGAAUGGUGCUGCUUAACCUCCUCCGGACGCACCCCGGAUCAAGAUUCAAAAUAGCAAGGUAACAACCCACGCACAACACGACUCUUUCCCCCCCCUCUCUCUCUCCUCUCUCUCUCUCUCUCCUCUCUCUCUUUCACACAGUCAUCACCCUCUCUCCUCCGAGAUUUAUUCUGUUGUGAUAUCGUCCUCGUCCCUUUCCUUGAGAACCGCUCCCCCUCCGCUUCCAAACCUCUCCUUCUUCUCCGCCUGCUUUCCGUUCAUGGGCUCGCUUUGCUGCCCGCCACCCCACCAUCCGCCCCGCCCUACGACCCUGCCGACCGAUCCGAUCGUUGCCAAGAAUCGCCGCACCAACAACCAUCACAGCAACAACAACCAAAAUAUCCUCCUCCUCCUCUUCCUCCUCUUCCUCGUCCUCCGGGUGGUGGGUGCGUGUGCCACCUUCAACGCCACACCCCUCGAUCCUAUCAUGACCUCCGCCACCACAUCCAAUACAACUGCCACCAACACCAGCGCCAGCAGCAGCAGCAACAAUAAGAGCUCCUCCUCCCAGCCCGCCGCUAACUCCGCCUGCGCAGCCUGCAAAUACCAGCGCCGCAAGUGCAAACCCGACUGCCUCCUCGCUCCUUACUUCCCCGCCAACCAGCAGCAGAAGUUCCUCAACGCUCACCGUCUCUUCGGCGUCAGUAACAUCGUCAAGAUAAUACGCGACCUCGACCCCUUCCAGCGCAACGAGGCCAUGAGCACCAUCAUCUACCAGUCCGACAUGCGCGCCCACGAUCCCGUCGGCGGCUGCUACAGAUACAUCCGUGAUCUCGAGCGCCAGAUCGAUCACGACUCUACAGAACUCGCGUUCGUGCUUAGACAGCUUGCACUCUGUCGUGCGCACACAGCUCAGACCAUUACACCAGGAAUUCCUACCCUCGCACCUGAUCUGGAUGUAAACCCUAAUUUGCUUCUCAAUACACCCACCGAUGACACCGAGAAUGUGAUAUAUGAUGCCAACCUUUUCCCUUCGAUGAAUCAGCCGCAAGACCAGCAGCACUACUACAAUUACCUCUGCUAUGACAGUGGCAUUUCUAGAGAGCCAAACAACGAUCCGAAUGCCAGUAGUAACAGCAACAGUGUUAACAACAAUGUUUUGAGUCUACAGCAGCAACAUCAUCACCAUCAUCAUCAUCAUCCGCAAUCAGUGGUGCAGGAUGAGGAUGUUAAGCCUCUGGUAGAUAUGUUUGAGAUUAGGCAGACAUUGAUAGGAGGGGAUGAUGAGGGAGAUUCUAGAAUCAAUACGACUAACGAGGUCGGGCCUCUGCAUUGCAGCACAAAUUUGGAGCUUAGAGAUGAGACUAAUCAAGUGGAACACACGCAGGAACAUGAUUUGAAAGGUGCUGCAUCCUUGUUUACCCUAACCAAUUGUACUUCCUCAGGUUCAUAAUUCCCUUUUCUUGCUUAUUUCUCCUUUUCGUUUGAUUUUUUAUUUUACAUAAAAUUCGACGAUAGCCCUUUUUUAUUUUGUAAUUUUGCUGUUAUGUUAUCGGCCGACAUAGAAUUAAUUGAAAGGAUGUGUGACAGGACGUACUA
Molecule: messenger RNA, 4373 nt
Organism: Musa acuminata AAA Group (dessert banana)
Lineage: Eukaryota; Viridiplantae; Streptophyta; Magnoliopsida; Zingiberales; Musaceae
Product: LOB domain-containing protein 16-like
Exons: 5
Coding region: 3055-4227 (390 amino acids)
Source: RefSeq, a predicted model, not a curated record